ACGAUAACUCUAGGUGCAAGAACGGGCGUAUAAGUAUUAUAGCCGAUAUGUGACUGAAUAAUAUCUAAAUGCAUUCUCUUCGGUCUCUAAGAAGAAUAAUCAACAUUUUUCAUCACAUCAACCCGAUACCCAAGUCCCUCAUGGCAUCGUCAUCUGAAUGUUCAGCCGGAAUCAUAGUUAUUGGAGAUGAAAUACUGAAAGGACAGACUUUGGACACCAACUCUCAUUUUAUCUGCAAACAUCUGUUUUCCUGGGGAGUAAAGGUCAAACGUGUAUCUGUCGUAGGAGAUGACCUUCAAACAAUAGCACAAGAAAUAUCCAAUUUCUCUCAGAGGUUUACCCAUGUGAUCACAACAGGGGGUAUAGGACCGACACAUGACGAUGUCACAUUUGAGGGAGUGGCACAGGCAUUUGAAGACAAGCUUUCCCCCAAUCCUGAUAUCGUCCAACUGUGCAAGGAAUACUUCGGCACAGAUGACAUGUCAUCUCCAAAGAUGAAAUUAGCUAUGGUACCAAGUACUGCCAGGUUGGUGUAUGGUGUCAGCAAAAAAACUGGGGAGAAGAGUAAGUUUCCAUUGGUGGUGAUCAGGAACGUUUGUGUGUUCCCUGGAGUCCCAUCGAUACUGGAGCGGUCCUUCGUCACUAUGGAGGACCUGUUUAAGAACCCAGCUGGAGAAUGUCACAUGGAUGAGAUCUAUGUAAAGAGAGAUGAGGUAUCCAUCACUGCAGUGCUGAACGAGUUUGAUGAAAAAUACAGAAGGGAGAUAACUCUGGGGUCUUACCCUGAUUUCACAAACAGUUUUUACAAAGUUAAGCUGACAUUGGAAUCAAAGAAUGCUGACACUCUCAAUCAAGCCAAGCAAAGUCUUGUAGAUAAACUUCCAGAAGGAUCGGUGGUGAAUUUCGACAAGGACCCUGUAGCCAAUGCAGCUGACAGGGUGUUUAGUAUCCUCCAGUCCCAGACUGUGGGCAAACCAUUCCAGGAUAAACUUCAACAUUCCAUUGACAUAAUAGAACAAAGUCUAGAAAAAUAUAGAUUAGAAGAAACGUGUAUUGGAUUUAAUGGGGGAAAAGAUUGCACAGCCAUAUUACAUUUAUUUCAUGCAGUUAUCAAAAGGAAGUAUCCAGAUUAUGGUGACAAAUUAAAAGCACUAUAUAUUAGAAGUAAGCUACCUUUCCCGGAAGUGGAGCAGUUUAUACAAUUAUCCAGGGACAGAUACAACUUAGACAUGCUGAGUUUCAAUGGUAGGAUUCGAGACUGCCUGGGAGAUCUUCAUACCCAACAUCCUAACAUCAAGGCUGUUGUAAUGGGAACCAGAAAUACAGAUCCUUAUUCUAGUCACCUGGAGGGAUUUUCAAUGACUGAUCCUGAUUGGCCACAGCUGAUGCGAGUUAACCCAAUGUUAGACUGGUCCUACUCAGAUGUCUGGUUCUUUUUACGGUCACUCUAUAUCCCGUAUUCCAGUCUGUAUGACAGAGGGUACACUUCUCUGGGCAGCAUGAACAAUACCCAUCCGAACCCUGUACUACAGUAUAUAGACGACAGGGGCGUGGUCUGUUACAGGCCCGCCUAUCAACUACAGGAUGGUUUGAAGGAGAGGGAUGGUCGCAAUACAUGAUGAAAAUAACUUUUACCUUUUACCUACCGUCGUCUUUCUUAAUCAGAAUUCACACCACCAUCAUAUUGUCAUGAUGUUCUCAUUGUUUUAUAUGACACUAAUUAUAUAUAUAAUUCAAGAAUUAAAUAACGGGUUAUGUAGAGUGCUUCUCUCUUUAAACAGAUGUUUAUACACUUCACAUGAUAUGACUGUAUAUUACAAAGCCUUGGAUUUGACAAAAUACCAUUAAAAUAAUUAUAAAUGUCAUAAUGGUUUGAAAUAAUGUUGGUUUUGUGUUGUAUUUAUUUGAAAAAAAAAAAUUAAAGAAAAUGCAAAAUCUAAAUCAAGGAAUUAAAAGUAAAAUGCUUUGAUCUUAUUGGUAUUGUUAUCAGUGCCUUGUAUCAUUAAAUGACUUCACUUAUAACUUUUGCAAAAAAUAGUCGAAUCAAAAUUCCUUUCUGGGAAACACAACUACAAAUCAUGAUUAGAAUGCAUACCAAGUUUCAAAAAAAAAAAAUAAAUAAAUAUCAGUCCAAAAUGUAGAUCUCCUAAAUAAACAAAGAGCAAUAACUUUCGUAUACAUAGUCGAAUCAAAAUUCCGCUCUGGGAAACACAAAGGCAUAUCAUUAUUAUAAUGCAUAUCAAGUUUCAAAGAGAUCAAUCAAUCAUGUAGGAGAGAUCUCCGGACAAGCAAAAGUUUAUGCUUCAUUUAUGCUGUAUGGAAAACUUAGAGAUUAACCAUUGUCCACUUCUAUUUAAAACAGAAUGAUCAAUUAUUGGGCAAGCCUUUUGUUUGGAAAAUCUGAAAAAAUAAUUCUUCGUUGAUGUGUAGUGAUUUGUAUUUUAAAUUCAUUAUUGGAAAUAUGAUUUGUCCUUGUGUAAAAUGUAUAAAACACAUGUUAGAAGAUUGGAAUUGGUUAUACAUGGUUUACAGUAAAAUAAUAUUGAUCCUGUAUGGGUAUUUAAUUAUGUAAAAAAUAAGGUGAAAGACCAGUUUAUGCAAAAAUGGAAAUCUGAUGUUGAAAACUCUUCAAAAGCUACAAGUUACCGAAUCUGUUAAGAAGAACUGUGUUUUGAAAAAUAACUUGAUGUUUUAGAUGUGAAAGUGAAAAAAUGUUGUGUAAAUUUAGAAUAUGUUAUCAUAAAUUACCAAUUGAAACUGGCAGGUGGGAAAAUAUAGAUAGAGCUGACAGGAUAUGUAAAUUAUGUAGAAAUAAUAAAACUGGUGAUGAAUUUCA
Molecule: messenger RNA, 2836 nt
Organism: Pecten maximus
Lineage: Eukaryota; Metazoa; Mollusca; Bivalvia; Pectinida; Pectinidae
Product: FAD synthase-like
Exons: 13
Coding region: 69-1619 (516 amino acids)
Biological process (GO): FAD biosynthetic process
Molecular function (GO): FMN adenylyltransferase activity
Source: RefSeq, a predicted model, not a curated record